AUGGAGCUGUCCAUGGCCCAGAGCGGAGUGGGGCACGGAGGGGAGCGGGGGAAGGAGCAGGGAGGGGAGCAGGGUCGGGGGCAGGGGCCAGAGAGGAGUGGGGGCAGGGGCCCGGAGGGGCCCGGAGGGGAGCGGGGGAAGGGGGCCCGGAGGGGAGCGGGGGAAGGGGGCCCGGAGGGGAGCGGGGGAAGGGGGCCCGGAGGGGAGCGGGGGAAGGGGGCCCGGAGGGGAGCGGGGGAAGGGGGCCCGGAGGGGAGCGGGGGAAGGGGGCCCGGAGGGGAGCGGGGGAAGGGGGCCCGGAGGGGAGCGGGGGAAGGGGGCCCGGAGGGGAGCGGGGGAAGGGGGCCCGGAGGGGAGCGGGGGAAGGGGGCCCGGAGGGGAGCGGGGGAAGGGGGCCCGGAGGGGAGCGGGGGAAGGGGGCCCGGAGGGGAGCGGGGGAAGGGGGCCCGGAGGGGAGCGGGGGAAGGGGGCCCGGAGGGGAGCGGGGGAAGGGGGCCCGGAGGGGAGCGGGGGAAGGGGGCCCGGAGGGGAGCGGGGGAAGGGGGCCCGGAGGGGAGCGGGGGAAGGGGGCCCGGAGGGGAGCGGGGGAAGGGGGCCCGGAGGGGAGCGGGGGAAGGGGGCCCGGAGGGGAGCGGGGGAAGGGGGCCCGGAGGGGAGCGGGGGAAGGGGGCCCGGAGGGGAGCGGGGGAAGGGGGCCCGGAGGGGAGCGGGGGAAGGGGGCCCGGAGGGGAGCGGGGGAAGGGGGCCCGGAGGGGAGCGGGGGAAGGGGGCCCGGAGGGGAGCGGGGGAAGGGGGCCCGGAGGGGAGCGGGGGAAGGGGGCCCGGAGGGGAGCGGGGGAAGGGGGCCCGGAGGGGAGCGGGGGAAGGGGGCCCGGAGGGGAGCGGGGGAAGGGGGCCCGGAGGGGAGCGGGGGAAGGGGGCCCGGAGGGGAGCGGGGGAAGGGGGCCCGGAGGGGAGCGGGGGAAGGGGGCCCGGAGGGGAGCGGGGGAAGGGGGCCCGGAGGGGAGCGGGGGAAGGGGGCCCGGAGGGGAGCGGGGGAAGGGGGCCCGGAGGGGAGCGGGGGAAGGGGGCCCGGAGGGGAGCGGGGGAAGGGGGCCCGGAGGGGAGCGGGGGAAGGGGGCCCGGAGGGGAGCGGGGGAAGGGGGCCCGGAGGGGAGCGGGGGAAGGGGGCCCGGAGGGGAGCGGGGGAAGGGGGCCCGGAGGGGAGCGGGGGAAGGGGGCCCGGAGGGGAGCGGGGGAAGGGGGCCCGGAGGGGAGCGGGGGAAGGGGGCCCGGAGGGGAGCGGGGGAAGGGGGCCCGGAGGGGAGCGGGGGAAGGGGGCCCGGAGGGGAGCGCGGGAAGGGGGCCCGGAGGGCAGAGGAGGCAGGGGACCGGAGGGGAGUGCAGGCAGGGGCCAGAGGGCAGAGGGGACAGGGGCCGGAGGGCAGAGGAGACAUAGAAAUGUCAUUAUCCACCUUAAGAAAUCAAAAUCUAUAA
Molecule: messenger RNA, 1476 nt
Organism: Chiloscyllium plagiosum (whitespotted bambooshark)
Lineage: Eukaryota; Metazoa; Chordata; Chondrichthyes; Orectolobiformes; Hemiscylliidae
Source: RefSeq, a predicted model, not a curated record